AAAAGAAAGACAAAAACCCUCCUCGGGGGAGCUUUUAAAUGCGAGUAAACGACCACCAAAGUCUCUCUCUCUCUCUUUCCCCAAGCUUCCACCACAUCGUCACGCUCACGCCCUUAUGGAAGAAAACGUAGAACAAGAAGAAACCUCCUUCUCAUCUCUCUUCUCCUGUUUCAUCGCUCUCUCCACUCUGAUUCUCAUCUAUUCUCCCAUCAUUCAUCUCUCCCCUGUUCUUCUCAUCUCCGGAGCCCUUCUCCUCUCUCUUCUCCACCUCGGAUCGACGACCACCCGAGAACCGGUUACCCGACCCGGUAAAAGCAAAGAAGGAGAGAGUAAAACCGAGGAGACUACUGAAGAAGAAGAAGAAGAAGAAGAAGAAGAAGAAUCUGAUGUUUUGUUCGAUGUUUGUUCGUUGUCCGAACGAGACAAACAAGAUUCCGACAGAAGUCACGAGUUCGUGGAGUGGGACUUGAGAGCGCCGUUGGAGGUGAUACACGAAGCCUACGAAGAGGACGAAGAAGAGAAUCCGACCCGGUUUAGAGAAAUCGAGAGAUACCCGUCGUUGUCGCUCUGUUACCCGGAAACUGAUUCAGGAUCGGAUUCGGAUUCAUCGUCGGAGUUUACUUUUCCGGAGAUGAGUAGCUGGAUGUCGCCGGAGAAAAUGGGGUACAGGUGGGAAGAGGAGGAGGAGGAGGACGAUGGAGCAGCGGGGUUGAUCGAGAUUAAACUACACGAUGAGUAUAAGAAGAAGAAGAGGAAACAGAAUCAAACGGAGUUGGAUUUUCAUGCAGAGGAAGAAGGUUUGAUCGAGAUCGAUCUUUUUCCUUGAUCGUUCGUGAGAAUUGAGUUUUAUAUAUUUUUUUUUUUGCUUCCAAUGUUUUAUAUAACGACUUCAGUGUUUUAAAAACAGUUCCAUAACGAUUUUUGCCGGAUUAGAAAGAAAGAAGAAGAAGAAUCAGUAUUGGCUCGUUUUUAUGCGAAUGUGAGGAUUAGUUCAGUUUCUGAACUUCUACAAAAGAUUCGAACUCUAAUUUAGCAUGUGAAAUGUAUGAAGACAUGUCAACAAUUAAUUAGAUACGGCGUUUGUGAAAAAUUGUUUGAUCUGGUGAUUUAUAUUUACACCGAUAUUUGUCUAAUGUAUAUUUUAGACAAAUAUCCUAUUUUUGUUUUA
Molecule: messenger RNA, 1168 nt
Organism: Raphanus sativus (radish)
Lineage: Eukaryota; Viridiplantae; Streptophyta; Magnoliopsida; Brassicales; Brassicaceae
Exons: 1
Coding region: 116-826 (236 amino acids)
Source: RefSeq, a predicted model, not a curated record